Frankliniella occidentalis (western flower thrips) is the source of this 2437-nucleotide messenger RNA. RefSeq names its product nitric oxide-associated protein 1. Gene Ontology annotation, molecular function: GTP binding. The transcript is spliced from 10 exons. Bases 193 to 2370 code for a protein of 725 amino acids. The record is from RefSeq and is a predicted model, not a curated record. Lineage: Eukaryota; Metazoa; Arthropoda; Insecta; Thysanoptera; Thripidae.
GCAGCAUAUAUUUGUUUUGUUUGUGGUUGUGGUUUGGUUUGCUCUAACCCUAUCUUUCACUCAUAUUUGAACGAUUCAAUUUCUAGUUUGAGAAAUAAAUUAGGCAACAUUCAACUUCAAAUUAGAAUGUGUUAACUUCAUUUUGUGCAAGGAUAGCUUUCAGAAAUAAUAUCAUUUUAUAAAUACUGUAAAAUGUACUAUAAUUCAAAGUUCCUGUACGGCGUGGGGAGAUCAUAUGCUAAAAGUUUGCUUCUUCGCAAAAUAAACCAAAUAGAUACGGCAAGUAGAUGUUACUUGAGUAAAAAUACACUCUGCUUGAGCAGUUUAAAUGAAAGUGUUGAUUCUGACGUCAAAGCCGACAUUGCUAGGGUGGAUGCUGAUCUCAAAAAAAGAAUAUUUAACACCUUUCUUUGGGAAAAUGAUCCCACUCUACCGUUUGUUGUUAGAAAAAGUAUUGAGAAUAGGAAAAAAAGAGAGUAUUUUGAGAAAAUGUUGGCUGGGGAAGGAAGAACUUCCCGUCCCCUCACACUCAAACUUCUCGAUGAUCCUGUACAAAAAAUAGAAAAUGAAACUGAAAAGCCUGUGAUUGCGGAUGAGAUGGAACCACAGUACCCAUAUUCUAUUGAAAAUUCAUUAAGUGACAAUCAAUUGGCAAACUCCUCAAUCAAUGAUAAUUCAAGAAAAAGGCCCAAUAGGAGACGGCAAGAAUUAGAGAGAAAGAAAAAGAGAGUGAGUCUGUGGAUGAGUGAUUAUGAAUUCUAUGAUGAAAAGUCAUUGGAUGGAAGAAAUUCGUAUUUUGGAACAUCUGAUCCAAAUGAACCUGUUAGCAAGAUUCCUUGUGGCGGGUGUGGUGCUUUACUGCACUGUCAAGAUCAUUCUAUUCCUGGCUAUCUUCCUAAAGAACUGUUUGGCAAAAGAAAAGUUACAGAUUUAAAGUCUAUGAUAUGCCAAAGAUGCCAUUUUUUGAAGAAAUUCAAUAUUGCCCUUGAUGUCAAUGUUACACCGGAGGAUUAUCCAAAAAUUAUCUCCCGUAUUAAAAACGAGCGUGCAAUUGCAGUUCUACUAGUUGAUCUACUGGAUUUCCCGUGUAGCAUCUGGCCUGAAAUAAUGGGAAUUAUUGGUGAAAAAAGGCCAGUCAUAGUUGUUGGGAAUAAAGUUGAUUUGAUUCCUGGAGACCACGAUGGGUACCUUAAACAUAUCAAAAAUACACUGCAAGCAUAUGUUGAAAAGAUGGGUAUUGCCAAGGCAAAUAUCAAGCAUGUGGCUCUCAUCAGUGCACAGACAGGGUUUGGAGUGGAAGAUCUUAUAACACAAAUGCAUCAAUUAUGGGAGUAUAAGAGUGAUGUAUACUUGAUUGGUUGUACAAAUGUUGGAAAAUCCUCCCUAUUUAACCAAUUGUUACAAUCAGACUUCUGCAAAACUCUAGCUAUUGAUGUUGUUCAGAGAGCAACAACAUCAAUUUGGCCUGGAACAACCCUCAACUUACUCAAGUUCCCUAUCUUAAGACCCGAGGGAUGGAGGUUGGCUGAAAGGAAAAAAAGGCUUAGUUCUGAAGCAAGCCUACAAAAACAAGAGAGAUCUCUCCAGAAGGAACAACUGAAACGAAAUAGAAUGUAUAACUUACCAUCUCUUAUCCAGCAUGUUGGUAGAACUUUCAUAAAACAUGAUCUGGAAAAUAGAGCGCUUCCACUAGAUGUAAGAAAGGCUCAGUAUAAUGAAAACUCCAAAGAUUUUGUGGCUGGACGUUGGUGUUUUGACACCCCUGGUGUGAUGCAUCCAGAUCAGAUAUUAAAUAUUCUCACUACAGAAGAGCUACAGAAAACAUUACCAAAGACACCUAUAGUUCCCCGCUUUUUUAUACUGAAGCCUGGAAGAAGUGUUUUUCUGGCAGGCUUGGGCCGCAUAGAUUUGCUAAGUGCUACUAAUGACAAUUCAGCAAGAAUUGUAGUUUUUUCCUCAAGCGCUCUUCCUGUUUCUAUUGUCCAAACACACGAGGCAGAAGAUGUAUACACGAAAUUCCUGGGAUCUGAACUAAUGGCUGUACCCUGUGGAGGCUCAAAAAGGCUUGCUGACUGGCCAGGACUUCAAGCAAGUGAUGAGCUAAUUAAUAUUAAGGGAUCUGGAUGGAAAGAGAGUUGUGCUGAUAUUGUCCUUUCUUCAGCAGGUUGGGUUUCCAUCUCUGCAGCUGAAUAUAUGGAAAUGUGUUUUAAAGUGUGGACUCCAUAUGCCCGUGGAAUUCACUUGAGACAGCCAUCCUUGCUUCCAUUUGCAAUCAACUUCAGAGGAAAAAGAAUUGAUCACACUCCAACAUAUCAUAAUAAGCGAGCAGAUGGUUCAUCUGUGACAGAAUUAGUUGAGGAAGUUCUAUAAGUCUUUGUUCAUAACCACCACUGCUACCACUCAAUAAUUAUGCAAAAUAAAGCAAACAAAAGAGUAA